AUGACUAACCACACCCACCCCAUCCAAACCCCCCACCUCGGCAACGGCCUCGCAGCAUCCAAACCUCUCGAUCCAGGGGACCUAAUAGUUCAAAUCCCCUCGCCCUACCUACUCGUCGUAGAAAAAGAAGCCUUAGACCGCGUAUGUUCAUACUGCCUCCACGAAACCCCUCUCUCCUCCCUAAAACGGUGUUCCUCAUGUAAGAUCGUGCGGUACUGCACCCCAACCUGCCAGAAAGAGGAUUGGAAACUCAUUCAUAAACGUGAAUGUGGGGUAUUGGCGAAGUUGCCGGCGGUACCACCGACGGCGGUGAGGGCGUUGUUUCAGUACUUGGUGAGGUAUGGGGGAGAGGGGUUGGAUGAGAGGAGUGAGGGGUUGGAAAGUCAUUGGGAGGAGUUUAAGAGAGAUCAGAAGAGGUGGGAUGAGAUUGUUCUGCAGGCGAGGGGGGCGGUUGCGUUUUCGAGGACUAAGGAGAGUAAGAUGGAGAUGGUUACUAGGUUGCUUUGUGUGGUAGGUUUUCACUUUUCAUUCUUUUCUCUCAUGCUGCGUUACGAGUUUGAAGGGCCCAAAAGAUUCAGUCAAAUGAAUUUUAUAAAGUCCAUGAAGACCAGAGGUCCGAUUUGAGAAUGCAGUCAUCCCAUCUCAUUCCCAAAUCCGAGUUCCCACUCAUCAACUCUCAACCUCUCAAGAACCUACCGUCCAAGCUCCCUCAAAAUCUCAUACCCCAAUCAUACUGUACUAACCUCGUCAUCACUCCCAGCUCUCAACUAACGCCUUCCGUGCCACCCUCCCCGACGAUACGCCUAUAGGCCUCUGCUACACACCCACCCUCGCACUAGCAAACCACUCCUGCACCCCCAACGCAUUCAUAAUCUUCUCCGGGCGCCGCAUCUCCCUCCACGCGCUCUCCCCCAUCCCGCUUGACGGACAAAUCUUCAUCUCCUACAUCGACUUCACCCAAUCCCUCGACAUCCGCCAGACCGAACUCAAACAACGAUACUUCUUCACCUGUUCCUGCCCAAAAUGCACUCAGGACCUCAAUCCGUACGAAGUAUUCGCCAGUACCCCCACGGAGGCAGUCCAGAACGAGAAAAUCUCAUUAUUAACCUCCCACCCCGACUUGCUCUCCCAAGCCAACCAAAAGAUCCCCAUAAUCAAAAGAUUAAAAGAAGAAUUAGCUCCCCUCCUCGAAGACCUCUCCAAAGUCCAACCUUUAAUAACCCUCUCACACACCAACGAAUCCCCCCGGGAGCGCUUCAACUUCCUCACCCAAAUGCACCUCGAGAUGUCCCUCUUCCGCGACCACAACAUCUACGCUUUACCACCGUACCCCACAGUCCUAGAUGAGAUCUACCUCGCGUACGUGGAUGCGUCGCGGCUAGCUGCCGCACUCAUCAUACUCCUCUUCAUCUUCCUGAAUUGCGACGUGGUGAACUGGCCGCAGGGGAUGCAUCCCGUGCGAGUUGCGAGGUUGUUUACGAUUAGUAGGUUGUUGAAGUAUGUUUCCUCGCUCAGUUCGCAGGAGCGGGAGGUGGAGCUGGGGUGUGUGGAGAGGGGGGUGUUGGAGGGGGUGGAUUGGAUUGAUGGGACGCAUGUUGUGCUUGUUGUUGUGUCUGAAUUGGCGACUUUGAGUUAUGGGGUUGGGUCGGUGUUUGUGUGA
Hymenoscyphus albidus is the source of this 1660-nucleotide messenger RNA. The record is from the annotation of a GenBank genome assembly. Lineage: Eukaryota; Fungi; Ascomycota; Leotiomycetes; Helotiales; Helotiaceae.